UUUUUGCUGAGAUCUCAGGGACUUUAUCAUGCGAAGCUAGCUCCUUCUGAUUAGCCACGUCAUGUAAACUUAGCAGUGAAGCGGUUGUUAGUUAAGCGCACGAAGGUUUAGUUUUGGGGGGGUUUGAGGUAGUUUUUAAAAAAGAAGAUUUUAUUUAGAAUUUAUAAGUUGGCAGUUGGCUUAUGGAAAGAUGUCGGACAUUGGGGACUGGUUCAGAAGCAUCCCUUUAAUCACCCGGACCUGGUUUGCUGCUUCGGUUGCUGUUCCCUUUCUGGGGAGACUAGGAUUGGUUGAUUUCAGGAAUUUUUUGCUGUUUCCGGAACUGGUCUUCAACAGAUUUCAACUCUGGAGACCAGUGACGGCCACUCUUUUUUUCCCAAUAACCCCUAGCACUGGCUUUCUCUACUUAGUCAACCUAUAUUUUCUCUACCAUUACUCCUCUCGGCUAGAAACAGGAGCAUUUGAUGGCAAACCUGCAGACUAUGUUUUCAUGCUCUUCUUCAACUGGAUCUGCAUUGUUAUAACUGGGCUGCUGAUGAAUAUGCGGUUACUGAUGAUUCCUCUGAUAAUGUCCGUUUUGUACGUUUGGGCUCAGUUCAACAAAGACACGGUUGUGUCCUUCUGGUUCGGAACUCGAUUCAAGGCUUUUUAUCUACCUUGGGUCAUCUUGGCCUUCAACUUUAUCAUCGGAGGGUCUUUUGUGGAUGAGCUGACAGGAAACCUGGUGGGCCACCUGUACUUCUUCCUCAUGUUCAAAUACCCCAUGGACCUGGGAGGUCGCUCCUUCCUCUCCACACCAGAGUUUUUGUAUCGGUUCUUUCCUAGUAGGAGGGGAGGAGUGUCAGGCUUUGGAGCUCCUCCCAGCAGGAGGCCAGCAGCCCAGGAGCAGGGAGGAGGAGGAGGAGGACGAGGACGUCACAAUUGGGGACAAGGCUUUCGCCUUGGGGGCGAAUGAGAGGAACUACACGCCCUCGGCUCCCACUAAUAACAAAUAGCUGGGCCCGAUGUUUUGGGCUAAAAUUCUUGCUUCCUCACAUUAUUUCUUGUUUUGAAGGAAUAAAAACUUUAAGUUCAGGUUUGAUUCAUAUUAAUUUAAAUUUUUAAAAGAUGCAACGGGAUGAAAUCUGAGGAAGCAUGUGCUUUAAGCAGCACUGCACAGCAGGACUCAGACUCUGGCUUUAGGCUCCGUUCUCCAAUGAAAGCCAGCUGUACUUUUUCAACUACCGAGGAUGUAUCCAUGUGAAGCUGAUAGAAAAACAAAUAAAUAGUUUCUUUUCUGUGAUCUUUCUGCCACCCCUUAUUUACUUCUUUCCUGCCCUCUUCUUGCAUUUUUCCAUCCAAAACAUGCCGUUGGGCUGUCAAGAUGAGAGAUGUUGCAGCUGCACACCAGCACGCUGUUGAUUUUGACUCAUGUUCCUCCCUCUCUGUGAUGCCAUAUCAGAUUACAUUGUAAUUACCAACGCACCAGGAACGCGCAAUCACACAUCCCUCGGCAGAACAUGGGCAAAGCUAUUUAGAGAGCACAGUUUCCAGGUCUGAAUUGUAAAAUGUUUUUGACCCUCUCUGGCACAGAGUUGGAUCUUUUUUUUGUGUCAAAAGACCUGAAACUGAUAAAAAUGGAUUGUUGCUCUUCUUUUUGUAAAUACAGUUGUUUAUUGAAAGCA
Molecule: messenger RNA, 1664 nt
Organism: Melanotaenia boesemani (Boeseman's rainbowfish)
Lineage: Eukaryota; Metazoa; Chordata; Actinopteri; Atheriniformes; Melanotaeniidae
Gene: derl1
Product: derlin 1
Exons: 8
Coding region: 191-955 (254 amino acids)
Biological process (GO): endoplasmic reticulum unfolded protein response
Cellular component (GO): endoplasmic reticulum membrane; Hrd1p ubiquitin ligase ERAD-L complex
Molecular function (GO): ubiquitin-specific protease binding; misfolded protein binding
Source: RefSeq, a predicted model, not a curated record